AUGAUUGAUGCUGCUAGUGGUGGUGCAUUAGUAGACAAGACACCAACUCAAGCUAGGAAUUUAAUUGCUAACAUGGCCCAAAACACUCAACAACAUAGCACUAGAAAUGAUGUUAAAAGGGUAAAUGAAAUUGACUUAAGUGGUGUUAAAUCUCAAUUGCAAGAAAAUGCUCAACAAAUUGCUACUUUGACCACUUUAGUGUCUAAAAUUGUUGUUGGAAAUGAGUCUAGAGCUAGAGUAUGUGGAAUAUGUUCUGAGUUUUCUCAUGCCACUGAUGCUUGUCCUACUUUAAAAACUGAAGAUGUUAAUGCCUUAGGAGGUUUUUCCAAUCAAAGAAAAUAUGAUCCUUAUUCACAGACUUAUAAUGAAGGUUGGAAAGAUCACCCAAAUCUUAGGUAUGGAACUAGACCACAGUUUUCACAAACUAAUCAACCUAGGCAAUUUGGUGUACAAAACCCUUCACCCCAAUCUUCUGGCCCAUCAUUAGAAGACUUAGUGAAGCAAUUAACUACUCAAAUAGGUCAAGUACACAACCAUGGAGUCGAGUAUCAAAAGAAAACUGAUAAUCACCUUCACCACAUAGAUACUCAAAUAGGACAAAUUUGUACCUCACUAAGUAACCUAGAAACUCAAUUUUCAGGUAAACUACCAUCUCAGCCACUACCUAACCCAAAAGAGAAUGCCAAAGCCGUGACCCUUAAGAGUGGGAAAGAGUUGAGUGAACCUAAGGUAAAGAGUCGCGAGAUUGAAAGAGAGAUAGAGGUUAAACCUGACGAUGAACUUAAUAUAGGGGGAAAUAGAGAGAUUGAGAGUAGAAAAGACAAUGAAGGAAAGGGUAAACUUAGUUCAGAAAUUGAUGUUUCUCGUUUUAAAGAUGUGCCCCCUUUCCCUUCCCGAUUUGCUAAAGCUAAGAAAGCUGCUCUUGACAAUGAAAUUCUUGAGACUUUUAGGAAAGUUGAAGUCAAUAUUCCUUUACUUGAUGCUAUUAAACAAGUUCCCCGUUAUGCAAAGUUUCUUAAGGAACUUUGUACUAACAAAAGACAAUUUCAUCCUUCUGAAAAGGUAAGUAUGGGAGAGAAUAUUUCAGCUGUAAUUCAAAAGAAGCUUCCCCCUAAAUGUAAAGAUCCUGGCAUGUUUUCUAUUCCUUGCAAAAUUGGUAAUUCUAAAUUUGAAAGAUGCAUGUUAGAUUUAGGAGCUUCGAUUAAUGUGAUGCCCAAAUCUGUCUAUGAUACUUUAAAUGUGGGAUAUUUGUCUAAAACUGAUGUGGUUAUUCAGUUAGCUGAUAGGUCAAAUGCAUUUCCCAUUGGAGUGUUAGAAGAUGUACUGGUUCAAGUAAAUGAAUUAGUUUUUCCGGCUGAUUUUUAUGUUCUUGAUAUGGGUGAUAGAACCGAUAAUGUUCCUUUAUUGUUGGGAAGACCUUUCUUGAAAACUUCUAAGACUAAAAUUGAUGUUCAUCAGGGUAAUUUGACGAUGGAAUUUGAUGGUGAAAUAAUUAAGUUCAAUAUAUUCGAUGCUAUGAGAUACCCAAAUGAUGUCAAUAAUCAAGGACACUGA
Messenger RNA from Beta vulgaris subsp. vulgaris (sugar beet), 1554 nucleotides. RefSeq lists its product as uncharacterized. The transcript is spliced from 2 exons. The record is from RefSeq and is a predicted model, not a curated record. Bases 1 to 1554 code for a protein of 517 amino acids. Lineage: Eukaryota; Viridiplantae; Streptophyta; Magnoliopsida; Caryophyllales; Amaranthaceae.